Messenger RNA from Penicillium canescens, 771 nucleotides. RefSeq lists its product as uncharacterized. The record is from RefSeq and is a predicted model, not a curated record. Gene Ontology annotation, molecular function: protein kinase activity; ATP binding. Gene Ontology annotation, biological process: protein phosphorylation. The transcript has a single exon. Lineage: Eukaryota; Fungi; Ascomycota; Eurotiomycetes; Eurotiales; Aspergillaceae. Bases 1 to 771 code for a protein of 256 amino acids.
AUGCCCUCCAUUCCAAAGCUUGGAUCUUCCAGCAGCCUUCCACAACUUACAGGUCGACGUCCUCCAGGUGUGAGACAAAUAAUCUCAUCCCGCGGAUGCAUCGUGGGACUCUACGGCGAAACAUCCCUCCUCAGGGAUCCAAAUAACCCACCAUCCCCCUGCACAAAAGUCCUCAAAUACGCCAAUGAUACCAAUGACAGGGACUACCAAACAAGCAUCAAAGUGGAAGCCCGAAUCCUCGACAUCCUCCAGAAACUGGGCCCCCAUCCCUCCAUCAUCCAAUCAGAAGGUCUGAACGAAGAUGGUCUGAUACUGAAAUACUAUCCCAACGGCAACAUGAGCGAAUACCUCAUCCGCUAUCCAGACAUCAGCCUCGAGAUCCGGCUAGACUGGUGCCAGCAACUCGUCGCAGCAGUAUCAUUCGUCCACUCCAAGAACGUCAUCCACUGCAAUAUCGACGUCUCGAAUAUACUGCUGGAUAUCAACCUCAACGUCAUCCUUUCCGAUUUUCAGGGAGUCCUAAAAAACAACGUUGGGGAAUACAUGCUGGACGGUCUAAGCCGUGAAGGCUCGAAAUCAGCAUGCCCCGACCAUACCCCAAUCAUGCAGAGGAACGGACUGACAUCUUCGCUGUUGGCACGGCGAUGUAUCAUAUCAUUACGGGAGCUGAGGUGUUUCCGGAGUUGGAUUCUCAUCAACAUGAAGUGGAGGUCCAACACCGGUUUCGCAAUGCUCAGUUUCCGAGAGAUGACUAUGUUUGUAGCAUUAUAA